AAGAACACUUCCCCAUCUACUACUACUACUACUCCUACUUUGAAUACCUGCUCUUGCUCUUCGCCUCGUUCGUCUCCAAGAAGCUCGAGAGCCGAGGGCUUCUCCGUCUCUUCGUUCAUCUGCUGCUGUGUCUCCCCUGGUGAGGUACGACAAGAUGUUGGAACAUUCGGAGAGUGCAACAGAAAAAAUUAUGAGCAGCAUCAUGGAUACCAUUGCUGAGAACCUUCCUAAGCAGAAAUCUGGGAAAUUUGACGUAGGCGCUGCCUCUGACAAAAUGAAGGAGAAGCUGUUUGGUCGUCAGAAGACCAUUCAUCGAGUUCUGGGUGGUGGAAAGCCUGCUGAUGUGUUGCUAUGGAGGAACAAGAAGAUAUCCUCCAGUGUCCUGGCUCUUGCAACAGCAAUUUGGGUAUUCUUUGAGUGGCUCGACUACCACUUCCUAACAAUUGUUUCAUUUGCCCUUGUCCUUGGAAUGGUUGUCCAGUUCGUGUGGUCCAAUUUCUCAAGUGCUCUAAGCGGAUCUCCUUCUAAAGUACCCCGUGUUGAGCUGCCAGAAGAGCUGUUUGUGAACAUUGCAGUUGCAGUUGGUACCCAAGUAAAUAAGUUCUUGAGUUUUCUUCAGGAUGUGUCUUGUGAAAGAAACCUGAAGCACUUUGUACUGGCAAUCGUUGGACUGUGGGCUGCGGCUGUUAUUGGGGGCUGGUGCAAUUUCUUAACUGUCAUUUACAUUGGAUUUGUUAGCGCUCACACGCUGCCCGUGCUCUACGAGAAGUAUGAAGAUCAAGUUGAUGAUUUCCUAUACAAUAUUCUUGGCCUCCUGCGUGACCAGUAUCAGAAACUUGAUCAAGGUGUCUUGAGCAAGAUACCGAAGGGGAACAUGAAGUUCAAGAAGAGCGAGUAGAUUGUCUGGGUUUUAAGAACUGAAAUCAUAGAUUAGCUGGGUUUUCAUCAGUGGAAUGAAUCAAGAAUUUGUACCAUGCUCAGUUGCGUAUUGCAGACAUUGGUUGUCAGUUGUCAUCUGAGAGCUGUGUGCUUUCCUGAAUGGGGCGCUCAUUUGCUGCAAUCUGAAUUAAUAUUUCAACUGCUCUGCCCUGCAUUUCUUCUGUUAUGUAGUGUUAUUCAAGUGGCUCAA
This is a messenger RNA of Oryza sativa Japonica Group (Japanese rice), 1129 nucleotides long. RefSeq names its product reticulon-like protein B8. The record is from RefSeq and is a predicted model, not a curated record. Lineage: Eukaryota; Viridiplantae; Streptophyta; Magnoliopsida; Poales; Poaceae.